CACUUUGUGUAAUAAACAUGUGCAUUAAAAUUCAAAAAAUUGAAAAAAAAAAAAAUGAAAACGAAAAAUAUUUUGAAUAAUAGCAGCCUUAAGUCUCCUUUCGUUUCAUCAGGAAGUUCGGCACCGUCGACAAGUAUCGGGCGUUCGUUUUUAUCCCUGUGGGAUCAGGUACAUGCGAUGGAAUCGCCGAACGAUGGAUCGGCCUCGCAAGAAGUGGAGCUGGAGUCGUUUCAAAGGCAAGUAGCUGACCGAUUUCACGAUUUAUCUUCUGUUCCUUCUGAUGAAUUGCUUUCUCUUCCAUGGGUUCGGAAACUGCUUGACGUUUUCCUUUGUUGUCAAGAGGAAUUUCGGAUCAUCCUUUUUAACAAUAAAGCUCAUGUGAUGAAACCUCCCAUGGACCGUUUGAUUGCCGAUUUUUACGAGCGUACUGUUAAGGCGCUUGAUGUUUGUAACGCGAUUCGUGACGGAAUUGAACAGAUCAGGCAAUGGCAGAAGCUUCUAGAAAUCGUGCUUUGCGCUUUGGGUGAUCGUAAUGUUAAUAAUAAUACGAAUAAUAAUGAUAACAAUAAUUGUUAUCAGAGAGCCCUAGGAGAAGGGCAAUUUCGUCGUGCGAAAAAGGCCUUGAUAGAUUUAGCAAUUGGGAUGCUUGAUGAGAAAGAUUCCGGUCAAGCUUUGGCUCAUAGGAAUCGUUCCUUUGGAAGAAACAGUAAUAGCAACAGUCACUUCAAGGAUCAUCACCAUCGUUCUUUAGGGCAUUUCAGGUCGUUGUCUUGGAGCGUUUCGAGGUCUUGGUCUGCUGCUAGACAGCUCCAGGCAAUUGGGAACAACUUGGCUAUGCCACGAGGGAAUGAGGUUGUGGCUACCAAUGGACUUGCAAUGCCUGUUUACACAAUGGGUUGUGUUUUGUUGUUUGUAAUGUGGGCUUUGGUGGCUGCAAUUCCAUGCCAGGAUCGUGGUUUGCAAGUUCAUGUUUAUGUGCCAAGGCAGUUGUCAUGGGCGGCUCCAAUACUUUCGUUGCACGAGAGGAUUAUGGAGGAGUCAAAGAAGAGGGAUAGGAAAAAUGCUUGUGGGUUGUUGAGGGAGAUUUAUCAGAUGGAGAAGUGUUCGCGGUUGUUGGGUGAACUUGCUGAUUAUGUGGAGUUUCCGUUGAGUGAGGAGAAGGAAGGGGAGGUUAGGCAGAGAGUGAAGGAAUUGGGGCAGGUUUAUGAUGUAAUGAAGGAAGGUUUAGAGCCGCUGGAGAGGCAGGUUAGGGAGGUGUUUCAUAGGAUUGUUCGUAGCCGAACUGAAGGGCUUGACUCUUUGGGAAGGGGACACAAUUCUGAAUAAAAUGUCUUUUUGGGUUGCGAUGAUUCAAAUUGUAAAUGUCAAAUGUGCAACUUGCAAAUGUGUUUUGAUUUUGGCUUUGAGGGAACUCGACAAUCAUGAAGAAGGAGAAAAAAUGUGAAGAAUGAUCUGAGGCAUGCGACACGAAAAUAAGAAAGGGUAAGGUGGAAAAACAAAAAAGAUUUUCUUGUAUUUAUCACCAUAUAUCAGUGUAAAGGAAGUAGGAUAGGGAGUUUUACCUUCCGUCUUGUUGCUGAUGUCCAGCUUUGUGUUGUUUUUAUAUAAUCUGGUUUCUGAGUAAAUUUGCAUCUUGGUUCUAGUUGAUUUUGUGUUCAAAGUUUGUCUUCUUGUCGCUGGUAUAUACUUUUUGUGCGUCUUUGUUAAUAUUCUGCAUUUUAGAUGCAAUAAUAAGAUGAAUAAUAGUGAAUAAGAGAGCUCAUUUUGUUGCUAAGUUUUAUGGACAAAGUUGUUACCAACGGAUGGAAUGCAAAUAUUUUGUAUGAUGGUUUCUUGGAUGAAGAAAAUAUCUUUUUGCUCUGUUGGGCUUUGUAACUAGAAUACUCCUUGACUGGUCCAAGGAAAUCUGAUCUGUACCAGCAAAUGUCUAGUACUGGGUAGCGGAGAACACCAAUAGAUUUGUUAUUGCUUUUAUUUCCUUUUCGGUUGUUCAACAAGUGUUUGCAAGCAUCUGUAUAAAUAAUUUCAUUCUCAUUGAUUGAUGUCUUUGUCCUUGGGAUUUUAUGAAAGAUUUUUGUCACUUGCUUUUUUCAAAGAAAAACUUUGCCAACCUGUUAUAUCAUGCAAAUCAUACCAAGAAGCUCUGUGCUUUACCCUGCCCUCGUCUUUUGUGCUUCAAAAAACUGUCUGUUGAUUCCCAGCUUGCUGUGAGAGGGAAGAUAAUGAAGAUAUUAAGAUAAUUGAUCUCCUUUAAAAUUCUUAUUCUUGUGCAAUUGAGCUAAGCAUGGAUUCUGAAUUGGACCUUUGCUGGAAUGCCCCACUGUUGUGGAUCUCUUAAGCGUAUUAAUUUUCUCUACCUGCAUUAUGCUAGCGAAGAAAGCAUUGAAGGGUUAAGAGAUUUGGAUUGACAUCAAGGCUGUGCGCAUUAGAUGAAGUGUUGUUCCUUUUUAUUUUUUAAUAUUAAGGAUUAAUUAUGCAACUGUUAUGUGUUCAAUAUGAUUGCUUCAGUGUAAGCUUCCUGUGUCCCCUAUACCAC
Durio zibethinus is the source of this 2536-nucleotide messenger RNA. RefSeq names its product protein BYPASS1-LIKE-like. Lineage: Eukaryota; Viridiplantae; Streptophyta; Magnoliopsida; Malvales; Malvaceae. The record is from RefSeq and is a predicted model, not a curated record.